AUGUUUGCUAAUUCAUCUUCGGGACCUGCGGAGCACUUGAUGCAGUUGGCUGGCCGUUUCUCUCAAGCUUUUCCCAAUGGUAGUCCAGAGACUCUAGUUGCAUCGACACAAGAUCAGCUCUCCUUGGCUGGAGUCAACGAUGGCAACUACUCCAGGCCAGACUGCGUUAAUCUUACUCGUGACUACGAGAUAGUGCAAGCAGCUAUGUCCGGAUAUCUUCGUCAGCCAGGCAGGACACUUGAUAUGGGAAACAAUUGGACUUUGGUAAACUCUCCGGACGAAUACCAUUUCGUCGACACUGUGGAGGGACUGGCUUGGAUUUCCAACUCUGGUUAUCUUCCCCUCAUGCCGCGGGAAGCCCUCUACCCAUUUCUCGGCUUUACUCCUCGACUUGAAUCCGGUGAAGCUUUCCUUCUGAAGUUUUCAGGAAGACCACCCGUGCGGCAAGACGGGUUUUGGAGUGUCACAAUGUACUCACAAGACGGUUACUUGGUCGACAAUCCAAUCGACAGAUACCUCAUCAGCGAUCGCAACGAGCUAAGCUAUCCGAAUGGCACAUUGGUCUACAGUUCGGGUGGUCAGGCAUUUAGUGCCCCUGUCACCGCGAUUGAAGACGCCCCAUUCCAGAUUCUCAUCCAAGCGGACGCCCCACCCCAGAAUUGGACUUCAAAUUGGUUACCCUCGCCACAGGAACCGGGAAAUUUCACUGUGGCACUGCGCUGGUAUGGACCCACUGAGCCGCUCAAGGAUCAUAGCUAUAUAUACCCUCUCCUCGAAAAGGUUGCAGCUGUUUCGGCCCAGGCGAAUUCGACAGGCGCGCCAUCCUCCACGCCCUCAGCAUCUGCCGGCCAGAGCGGCGCAACCUCAACGCCAAACAGUGCACCCACAAUGGGGAUCUUUGCGAUCGGUAACCAGGGAACGGCGGUGCUUCAGUUGGCGAUUUUGGUAUCAUCAAUCGUCUUCUACCAAACAUUUGUCUAG
Messenger RNA from Exophiala aquamarina CBS 119918, 981 nucleotides. RefSeq lists its product as uncharacterized. The transcript has a single exon. Bases 1 to 981 code for a protein of 326 amino acids. The record is from RefSeq and is a predicted model, not a curated record. NCBI's taxonomy places the organism in Eukaryota, Fungi, Ascomycota, Eurotiomycetes, Chaetothyriales, Herpotrichiellaceae.